UUAGUCUAAAGAUGUGAAUCUCUUUUCAGUCUUUCAAUCAAUGUAAUUUAUUUGCAUUUUGUCACUUUUGUUCCAUCCAAAUAUAUUCAAAACAAAACUGGCAUGAUGGCACUUUGGAUGUUGGCAGGUGAAUUAAUAUUCGCUGUGUGAGUUUGGCUUUUGUGGUAAUAAUUUCAGUUCAGUUUCAUGGUGUCUCAAAUAAACCUGAACUGUCCGUGGUCCUGACAAUGUGUGGUCCUUUUCAGUCUUUUUACCAGUCUUUUGUUGUGAGUGCUGUGUACUUUGCUGUAGUCUGUAUACAGGUACCAGGAGAGAGAAAAAAAAAAACAGUAAUAGGAUUGACAAAUUGAUCUGAAAGGCUGGACAUGUGAUUGGUAGGAAGUUGGAAAUGUCUGUCACAGUGGGGGACAGACACAGGAUAAACUGCUCUCCAUUAUGGACAAUCUAUCCCGUCCACUACACCAAACACUGGAGGGGCAGCAGAGCUCAUCGUCCAGCAGACUGAUAUAGCUCUGCUUCCAUAGUGAACGCUACAGAGCCUCUGUAAUACUCUAUCCAGCUGCAUAGCAGCUCAUCUUUUUGUAAAAACGAAGCUAUUGUGACCAACCAUAACUAGUCGUCAUCGUAUAUUUCCCUGACUGUCUGUCUGUCUGUCGUGUCGUUUCGUGUAGUAAGGUGCUCACAACAGCUCAAUUUCUGGUUUGAGGCGUUAUUUAAUAUACAAAAGUUUCGCGAGAUGUCGCCCGAGACCAUAGAAAUAUCGUAUGAUCAACGGCUGGAAACUCCUCCUCUGAUCAUGACAAAUACAAGAAACGUCACCAUGUGGCAGUGCUUUGUGAAAAUAGCGAACAGUCGAGCGAGGCCAUAACGAGUGCAGAGCCCGAGCGAGGAUGGAUACAUAAAACAUAUAUAUAUUUAUAUUUUUUUUGUUCUUGGAUGAUCAGAAACCAGGAUUCAUAACAUUUGUGUGGUCAGCGAUGGCUGCCCGAAGACAAUGGAAUAAUACUGCGAAUUUGUUUUUCACUUUUCUUUGUCUCUGCGAAUGGUCCGUGGCUCAGAUAUCCUAUUCGAUUUCAGAGGAGGUGGACAAAGGCACGGCGGUGGGGAAUCUCGCAAAGGAUUUAAAUCUCAAUGUGCAGGAGCUCCAGUCUACGGGUCUUCAGAUUACAUCCGUGUAUAAAAAACGGUAUUUUGAUAUAAACCUUGAAUCUGGAGUGCUUUUCGUUAACGAGAGGUUAGAUCGGGAGGAGCUUUGUCCUACCACGGUGAAGUGCUCUUUAAAUGUAGAGGCUGUAUUGAGUAACCCUCGCAGUCUACAUCGAAUUGAAGUUGGGAUUAAUGACAUUAAUGACAAUGCCCCGUCUUUUCAGGAAGAAAUGUGUACAGUUGAUUUGUAUGAAUCUUCAUAUGUCGGUGAAAGGUAUCCGCUGCCGAUAGCUCAUGACACAGAUGUGGGCAUUAAUUCGAUCAAGACUUACAAAUUAAACACGAAUGAUCAUUUCUCGUUGGAUAUACAGAGCACCGGAGACCAAAGCGUGUCUGCUGAAUUGGUGCUGCAGAAAGCGUUAGAUCGAGAAAAACAAUCUCUUAUCGAACUAACUCUUACUGCCAUAGACGGAGGAAAGCCUUCCAAAACGGGCACUUUACAGAUAAAAGUUAAUGUUCUGGAUGUAAAUGACAAUUCCCCUGUAUUCAGUAAAUCGCUGUACAAGGUCCAAGUAGUUGAAAAUACAAAUAUGGGUACGAUGUUAUUAACGCUGAGUGCAGCUGAUUUAGAUGACGGUGUUAAUGGCCAGAUAGUUUACUCUUUUACAGAAAGGGGACGUUUAAAUCCUGAUGGUAAAUUUGCUUUGAAUGAUAAUACUGGAGAAAUUACCGUCAAAGGCAAUAUCGAUUAUGAGGAAAAUCAAGCAUAUGAGAUUCGUGUUCAAGCAAGAGAUAAAGGCACGCCUCCGCGCAACGCACAUAGUAAGGUUUUAGUCGAAGUCAUUGAUGUAAAUGACAAUCCUCCAGAAAUCUCAGUGUCAUCGCUCAUGAGUCCAGUGAAAGAGGACGCUGGAAUAGGCACAGUUGUCGCUAUGGUGACUAUAACAGAUAAAGAUGGAGGCAAAAAUGGCCAGACGAACUGUAAGAUAACAGGUUCUGUGCCUUUUAAAUUAAAAUCCAACUAUAAAAACUACUAUUCUUUGCUGGUUGAUGGACCUCUUGACAGAGAAAGUGUUGAACGAUAUAAUGUAUCAAUUGUUGCUACAGAUGAAGGAACGCCGUCUCUGUCGAGCACAAGCGUAAUUAAUAUUCAAGUUUCCGAUGUAAACGACAACCCACCUCGAUUCCUGGAAACUCCCAUUAAUGUUUAUGUGAAAGAAAAUAGUCCAGUUGGUGCUACUAUUUGUAAACUGACGACGGUCGACUCUGAUUUAAAUGAUAACGCAAAAUCAACAUAUCAUUUAAUUAACAGCUCUCCCGAGACCACGCAACUGACAUCGAUGGUAACUGUCAACUCAGAGACUGGAGACAUUAUCACUCUGCAGUCUUUUAACUUUGAGCAGUUAAAGACGUUUCAGUUCAAAGUUCAGGCCACAGACUCUGGUGUUCCUCCACUCAGUAGUAACGUGACUGUAAAUGUUUUAAUCCUGGAUGAAAAUGACAAUAAUCCAACUAUUCUGGCACCCUAUUCUGAGCAUGGCUCUGUUAACAGUGAGAACAUCCCCUAUUCUGCUGAAGCUGGGUACUUUGUAGCUAAGAUCAGGGCUGUAGACGCAGACUCUGGAUACAACGCUCUGCUUUCUUAUCACCUGUCUGAGCCCAAAGGAAACAACCUGUUCAAGAUCGGAACCAGCACCGGGGAGAUCAGGACUAAGAGGAGAAUGAGUGACAAUGAUCUGAAAACUCACCCCUUGGUGGUGCUGGUCUCUGAUAGUGGAGAACCCUCCCUGUCAGCUACUGUGUCUAUUGAAGUGGUGGUGGUUGAAAGCACUGCUGACAUCCAGACUCAGUUCAGACAUGUGCCUAUAAAGGAGGACAACUUCUCUGACUUGAACCUGUAUCUGCUCAUCGCCAUUGCCUCAGUGUCAGUGAUCUUUCUGCUGAGCCUCAUCAGUUUGUUAGCUGUCAAAUGCCACAGGACAGACAGUUUCAGCAGGUACAGCGCCCCCAUGAUCACCACCCACCCUGAUGGGAGCUGGUCUUACUCUAAAUCUACUCAGCAGUACGACGUGUGUUUCAGCUCAGACACACUGAAGAGUGAUGUAGUGGUUUUCCCUGCACCGUUUCCACCUGUAGAUGGUGAACUGAUCAGUAUUAACGAAGGAGACACUUUUACCAGGACACAGACUUUACCAAACAAAGAAAAGGUAAGACAUGCCCAAUUUAAUUUGUCUAAAGAUGUGAAUCUCUUUUCAGUCUUUCAGUCAACUUAAUUUGUUUUCAUUUUGUCACUUUUGUUUCAUCCAAAUAUAUUCAAAACAAAACUGGC
Mugil cephalus (flathead mullet) is the source of this 3475-nucleotide messenger RNA. Its product is annotated as protocadherin alpha-2-like. Gene Ontology annotation, molecular function: calcium ion binding. Bases 978 to 3419 code for a protein of 813 amino acids. Lineage: Eukaryota; Metazoa; Chordata; Actinopteri; Mugiliformes; Mugilidae. The transcript has a single exon. Gene Ontology annotation, biological process: homophilic cell-cell adhesion. The record is from RefSeq and is a predicted model, not a curated record. Gene Ontology annotation, cellular component: plasma membrane.